AUGUCAAGUUGUAAGUAUUUUGAGAUGAGCCCUGUUAAAAGAAUUCUAUGGUAUUGCUCGAGACUUCCUUCUCUAUUAACAUACGGCAGUGUAGGGUUUCCCGAAGAAAAUUCGAUAUACAAGGCUCGUUGGGCAAUCUUUGCUGUAUGGAUUGUUGUCGUAUUCUUCAGUAUAUUUAUGAUUAACCUGAGGAGAAGGAGACGCGGUCUACGGCCAAUCAUAGGUACCGCAUGGCUAACACCUCCAAGCUAUGGCCAGUCUCAAAGACAAUAUAACAGGCCGACAGAUGAUCCAACAGCCAUUCCUGUUCCUGAAUACACAGAACAACCCAAUGUCAAUGUCGACCUGGGAUACUACGACAAUCAGGGGAAAUUCCACCCUGCAACAGGAUCAGUUCCAAAGCCAGGGACUGCUGUAACAACGGAUACAAGCCAUGGGUACCAAACUUCAGCGCCAAUAGGCGACUAUCAACAAUUGCAUGAUGUGGGAUAUGUCCGUCCUCAGGGUCCUCCUCCUAAUGCCUACUAUCCCAACCAGUACCCACCACCACCCCAGCAACAACAAGCACCACUACCAGGUGUUACAGAUGCUGGUACUACUUACUAUCGCCAUAUCACGUAA
Molecule: messenger RNA, 621 nt
Organism: Eremothecium cymbalariae DBVPG#7215
Lineage: Eukaryota; Fungi; Ascomycota; Saccharomycetes; Saccharomycetales; Saccharomycetaceae
Product: resistance to Congo red protein
Exons: 2
Coding region: 1-621 (206 amino acids)
Biological process (GO): vesicle-mediated transport
Cellular component (GO): intracellular membrane-bounded organelle
Source: RefSeq, a predicted model, not a curated record